Cuscuta campestris is the source of this 1307-nucleotide messenger RNA. The record is from the annotation of a GenBank genome assembly. NCBI's taxonomy places the organism in Eukaryota, Viridiplantae, Streptophyta, Magnoliopsida, Solanales, Convolvulaceae.
AGAAGCGUGUGAUCACCUCUUUACUCAUCCAUAGAUUUUCGUAGCGUCUCUCUCUCCUGCUACGAAAAUUUCCAUCGAUCGCCAUGGCCAAGAGCUCCUUCAAGUUGGAACACCCCCUCGAGAGGCGACAGGCAGAAGCCUCUCGCAUCAGAGAGAAGUAUCCGGAUAGAAUUCCCGUCAUUGUGGAGAAGGCUGAAAGGAGUGACAUUCCUGACAUUGACAAGAAGAAGUAUCUAGUUCCUGCUGAUCUUACUGUUGGGCAAUUUGUGUAUGUUGUCCGAAAGAGGAUAAAGCUAAGCGCUGAGAAAGCAAUUUUUAUCUUUGUGAAGAACAUCCUCCCCCCAACUGCUGCUAUGAUGUCUGCAAUUUAUGAGGAAAACAAGGAUGAGGAUGGCUUCCUCUACAUGACUUACAGUGGGGAGAACACCUUUGGCUCCUCCUAAAUCUGCUCUGCAGUUCAAGAACUGCAGACUUGUACAUUAAUAUCAGAAAAAUUUGUAAAUCCGUAUUAGAUCCAUUAUGAACUUAAGAAUUCAAAGGCGAGUGCAAAACUAGUACUCCAUAUUAUGUAUCUAGUACUGCAUUGAAAAGAUUGUGUUUUUCUUCAUCCAACUGUUGGUGGAGCGGUCUUUAGUGCCUUUAGUUGACCGGUACAUGAUGGACCGCCAUUGGUGGAGUUACCGCCAAUGGAGCCUGGCUGAAAAGUACAAUUACAGCGGCGUUACCAAAUGCCUGCGGUAACGUUUGCCUGGAAUUGAGGCAAGGUACACUUUGGAAAAUGUUCCAAAUUAAUUGAUUUUUUUUUAACAUUAUAAUCGUGGAGGUUUGCCUGGAAGAAGCCGUGCCAGGAAGCCAUGGUACACUGGGAAGUGGGAAGUAUUGAAUUCCAAAGUAGCUGAAAUUAUAUAUUCCAAGUUUACUAUUUAAGAGUGUUUUAUACGAGUACCUUUCUAUUGUGAUCCACAAACUGUCAUUCCGAAUGGGAUAGGGGUACCACCACCCAGCGGAGAACUUCUUCCUUGGUAACAAGAAUGACGAAUAACAAAAUACCCCUAGAGGGCAGCGAGGAUGAGGAGAUGGAUGAAUGUUGGAUGAAAGAGUUAUUUAGUUUAAUAUCAACGUUUGAGUUAAUUUGUUUUCAGGCGAAGGACCUAAAGCUGCGUUUGGAUUAAUUGAAGUGUUACAGGGGAUGACAUUUUCAAGGUGACAAUUAAUGGAUCGGUAAAUGUGUAUCGGAUCCAACAUUGGUAGACGCAGUGUCACGUAAGGAAACGCUUUCUUGGAUUAAAGAAAGGGGCCUGUGGGAG